GUGGGAACCAAUACUCCCCCCACCUACUAAUAUUAAAACACAACUUUUCAUUCUCUUUUGCCCUUUACAAGCAAACAAAGCACUGUUUUCUUCCCUCAAAAUUCCCAAACCACUCACCUAACGGACAUCACAAGCCAAAGGGGAAAAUGAGGAACGAAUACGAUUAUUUGUUCAAGCUCCUUUUAAUCGGCGACUCCUCUGUCGGCAAGUCUUGUCUUCUUCUCAGAUUCGCUGAUGAUUCAUAUGUGGACAGUUACAUAAGCACCAUUGGAGUUGAUUUUAAAAUUAGGACGGUGGAGCUGGAUGGCAAGACGAUCAAGCUGCAAAUUUGGGACACUGCUGGCCAGGAGCGAUUCCGGACUAUCACUAGCAGUUACUAUCGAGGAGCUCAUGGGAUCAUAAUUGUCUAUGAUGUUACUGAGAUGGAGAGCUUCAACAAUAUUAAGCAGUGGCUUAGUGAGAUUGAUAGAUAUGCAAACGAUAGUGUUUGCAAGCUUCUUGUGGGGAACAAAUGUGAUCUAGUUGAGAGCAAAGUUGUGGAUACAGCGACUGCGAAGGCGUACGCAGAUGAACUUGGAAUUCCUUUCCUGGAGACUAGUGCAAAAGAUGCAAUUAAUGUGGAGCAGGCUUUCUUGACUAUGGCAGGAGAGAUUAAGAAAAAGGUCGCGAACCAGCCAACUGCAAACAGGCUGGCAAGCACAGUCCAGAUUAAGGGCCAGCCAAUUGAGCAGAAGAGCAACUGCUGUGGUUAAAUGUGCUUAUUUGUAUCUUAAUGUUUAGAAAGUUUGUAAAAAGAUAGCUAAUCUCUAUUAACAGAUUUUCCUUUUAUUACUUCAGAAUUCCCUUAGAGACACUUGAUCUUUCUUUUGUCCUUCAUAUACAUUUUCUUCAGUUUUUUCCCUCGUA
Molecule: messenger RNA, 906 nt
Organism: Sesamum indicum (sesame)
Lineage: Eukaryota; Viridiplantae; Streptophyta; Magnoliopsida; Lamiales; Pedaliaceae
Product: ras-related protein RABD1
Molecular function (GO): GTPase activity; GTP binding
Source: RefSeq, a predicted model, not a curated record